Rana temporaria (common frog) is the source of this 2005-nucleotide messenger RNA. RefSeq lists its product as uncharacterized. The transcript has 2 exons. The coding region runs from base 163 to 1989 and encodes 608 amino acids. The record is from RefSeq and is a predicted model, not a curated record. NCBI's taxonomy places the organism in Eukaryota, Metazoa, Chordata, Amphibia, Anura, Ranidae.
UUGUAAAUGACUUGGAAGCAUUGAAGGUAAAAAAGGUAUUGGAUCCUCAAUACAUUAAAAGGGGUAUUGAAUCCUUGGCAAAAAGGAAAGACAUCGUUAUCCGCCCUGCGGACAAAGGGGGGGGGUCUCGUUGUCCUCAGUAAAAACUAUUAUCAACUUGAAAUGAGUAAUCUUCUUUCUGAUAGUGAUACCUAUAGGGUAUUGUCUAAAGAUCCUAUGUUUGAUUUCAAGGAUGAACUUCAUCAUAUCAUUGAAGAUGGGAGGGAUCAAAAGAUUCUUACUAAAAAAGAGGCGUUGUAUCUCGAUCCCUUGUUUUGUAGAACCCCUAUUAUUUAUUUCUUGCCAAAGAUCCACAAAAAUAGUACCCAUCCGCCUGGGAGGCCCAUUGUUAAUGGGAUCGACUCGGUAUCGGCCAGAUUGGGCCAAUAUAUAGAUUCGUUUUUGCAACCUUUAGUGGUUAAAACCCCUGCUUUUCUGAAAGACACUAAGCAUAUUAUCCAAAUAUUGGAAUCUCUUGGUUGUUCCACUAAUAGUAUAUUAGUCACUGCGGACGUCAGUUCGCUUUAUACUAUUAUAGGACACAGUGACGCUAUGGCGUCUGUUGAAUGGGCCCUUUCCACAUCAACACUAUCAGGGAGACACCAAGAAUUCCUUUUGGGCUGUUUGGAUUUCUGCUUAUCCAGAAAUUAUUUCUGGUAUAAUGGAGACUAUUUGCUGCAGACAAGGGGAGUUGCCAUGGGCGCUCGUUUUGCUCCCAGUGUGGCCAAUAUUUUUAUGGCCCACUGGGAGGAAGAGGCGAUUUUCCAACAUCGCCCCCCUGAGUUGGUCUGUUACCGUCGUUAUAUCGAUGACCUCAUCAUCAUUUGGAAUGGUGAGAGGUCCUCAUUGGAUACCUUCAUCAGUGGUCUCAAUAAUAACAACAAAAAUAUUACACUCACAUGGACCAUUGACUAUGAAAAAAUUGUCUUUUUAGAUUUGACCAUAGUCAAAAAUACGGACCAUUUUAAACUCACCAAUUAUUUCAAACCGACAGACCGGAAUGCAUACAUACCAUUGGGAAGUUGCCAUCACAAAUCUUGGUUAUGUAAUAUCCCCAAAGGGCAAUUUAUUAGAUUACGCCGUAAUUGCACCACUGAGUCUGACUUUGUUGACCAAUCUCGUGUUUUGGCUGAUAGAUUUGUGCAAAAAGGGUACAACCAAGACCACCUUGAGAGGGAAAUUGGACAGGUUCAGCAAUUAGAUAGAACUGUUUUAGUGUCCGAUCGUGUGGCUAAUGUCAGCCUUCCCCCCAAUGAUAAACACAAUUUUAGAAUGAUCUUGGACUAUAAUGUCCAACAUAAAAAAUUUGAACGGAUCAUCUCAAAAAAUUGGUCUAUCUUGAAACAGGACAAAAUAUUGGGACCUGCAUUACCAGCAAAACCCCAAUUUGUAUACAAGAAAGCUCCCACUCUUAGGGAUCGAUUAGCACCUAGUGUGCUCGAUCCCCCGGUCAUUUCAGAUAAUAGAAUGUUCAAAUUCCUGGGAGGUUUCCAUGCCUGUGGACGUUGUGUUCCAUGCAAACAUUCCAAAGUGAACAUUAAAAAGAGGAAAAAAUUUGUGGCAUCUGCCACUGAUAAAGAAUAUGAUAUUAAACAGCUCAUCACUUGUGACACCGUAGGUGUUGUCUAUAUGUUGGAAUGUGAUUGCGGCCUGCAAUACAUAGGCAGAACCUCCAGACCCCUACAUGUACGUUUAGCCGAACAUGUCAAUAACAUCAAACAAGGGAAAACCACACACAAUGUAUCCCGCCAUUUUAGGGAUUUCCAUCAUAGAAAUCCAAAAGGAUUGCGUUUUUGGGGAAUUGAAAAGGUUAAUCGUCAUUGGAGGGGGGGUAAUUUUAUCCGACAAUUGAGCAAGAAAGAAUCUUAUUGGAUUCAUGAGACCCAUGUUCUUUGUCCUGACGGGUUAAAUGUGGACUUUGAUGUUAAUUGUUUUAUAUCCGAUCGUUGACAUGCGUUUUCAGAUA